This is a messenger RNA of Pogoniulus pusillus (Red-fronted tinkerbird), 6767 nucleotides long. RefSeq names its product somatostatin receptor 2 (gene SSTR2). The record is from RefSeq and is a predicted model, not a curated record. Lineage: Eukaryota; Metazoa; Chordata; Aves; Piciformes; Lybiidae. Gene Ontology annotation, biological process: neuropeptide signaling pathway; cellular response to estradiol stimulus; cellular response to glucocorticoid stimulus. The coding region runs from base 226 to 1341 and encodes 371 amino acids. The transcript has 2 exons. Gene Ontology annotation, molecular function: neuropeptide binding; somatostatin receptor activity. Gene Ontology annotation, cellular component: neuron projection; plasma membrane.
GGCGGGGCGCAGCCGGUGCGCUGGGUCCAGCGGCGGUGCGCGGAGCUGAGCCGAGCUGAGCGGUGGGAGCGGAGCGAGGCUGUUCGGUGCGGGGCUGUUCAGAGCGCAGCGCUGCCGGUGGCCCCCUCGCUGCCCGCAGGCCCGGGGUACAGCGGCGGGAGCAGAGCAAGGGAAGAUGACAUCUUGGCUCCUCUGAACCAGCAGUACCCAGGGACCGACAGAGCCAUGGAGCUGGAAUAUGAGCUGCCCAAUGCCACUGCGUUCUGGUUCUCCCCCGCUUCCUCCUUUGAUAACUUCUCUGUGGAGGCACCCACCAACACAUCACAGAAUGCCACAGGCCAGCACUUUGACCUGACCAGCAAUGCCAUCCUCACCUUCAUCUACUUCGUGGUCUGCAUCAUAGGGCUGUGUGGCAACACGCUGGUGAUAUACGUCAUCCUUCGCUAUGCCAAGAUGAAGACCAUCACCAACAUCUAUAUCCUCAAUCUGGCCAUUGCAGAUGAGCUGUUCAUGCUUGGUCUGCCCUUCCUGGCCAUGCAGGUCGCCCUGGUGCACUGGCCCUUUGGCAAAGCCAUCUGCAGAAUUGUCAUGACAGUGGAUGGGAUCAACCAGUUCACCAGUAUCUUCUGCUUGACAGUUAUGAGUGUUGACCGGUACCUGGCUGUUGUCCAUCCCAUUAAAUCUGCCAAGUGGAGGCGGCCCAGGACAGCCAAAAUGAUCAACGUGGCCGUGUGGGGUGUCUCCCUGUUGGUGAUCAUGCCCAUCAUGAUUUAUGCUGGGGUGCAGCACAAUCACGGCAGAAGUAGCUGCACCAUCAUCUGGCCAGGAGAGUCGGGUGCCUGGUACACAGGCUUCAUCAUCUAUGCCUUCAUUCUGGGCUUCUUGGUGCCUCUCACCAUUAUCUGCCUUUGCUACUUGUUCAUCAUUAUCAAAGUCAAGUCCUCGGGCAUCAGAGUGGGCUCCUCCAAGAGGAAAAAGUCUGAGAAGAAAGUCACCAGGAUGGUCUCUAUCGUGGUUGCUGUCUUCAUCUUCUGCUGGCUCCCCUUCUACAUCUUUAAUGUCUCCUCAGUCUCCAUCCUGAUCGUGCCCACGCCUGUUCUCAAGGGCAUGUUCGACUUUGUGGUGGUCCUCAGUUACGCCAACAGCUGUGCCAAUCCCAUCCUUUAUGCCUUCUUGUCUGACAACUUCAAGAAGAGCUUUCAGAAUGUCCUCUGUCUGGUGAAGGUCAGCGGCAUGGAUGAGGCAGACCGGAGCGACAGCAAGCAGGACAAAUCCAGGCUCAACGAGACCACAGAAACCCAAAGGACUCUGCUCAAUGGUGACCUGCAGACGAGCAUCUGAGAGGACAGCAAGGUUGUCCUUCCUUCACUCUCCUCUUCCCACUUGCUCCCGAGUGGCAAUGGGAUGUAUGGAGUCAGGACAGGAGAGCCAGCUUAGAGGGUGGUGGUGACACACUGAUGGACGGUGGGGUCCUCAGCUGGGCUCCUCCUGAGCUGCUGGUGAGUUGGCUUUCAAGUGCUGGGAAGGAUUUACUGUUCAAGAGGAGCUGCCUCGCCAGGGAAACAAAGACAACUUGUAGCAAUGCAGUGCAUUUCAACACCAAAGUGCCACCAUGGAACACAGAUAUCACCAGGGUGGCUCUGCUGUCUCCCUCCAGUGCUGCCCUCAGGGCUGAAUGGUUUUGAGUGUUCUGCCCCAGGAUGGUGCUUGCAUGUGGACACACAUACACAGCAGGGCAACCUCAGAAGGAGCCAAGGCCACAGGUGUGUGCCAACAUCUAUGGCACUACAGGGAUGCACCAUGUUACGGCCAAGACCUGGUGAGAGCUCCCUGAAGGUACCUGCAGUCACCUUCCCUGAGGAGAAAAGAUAUUUGGGGUGCACUUUGGCCACCUCCUAAGUGACUCCAUCACCUUCCCUGAAGCCCCCCUGCUGCUGUUUGCGUCAUUUGCAGCAGCUACCCUGCCUAGAAGAUCAGGAUGGAGGUGGCUGCCCCAUCAAGACCUGUUCAGCUGCCCGGGCAGGUCCUCUGGUGCCACCACGGUCCCACUCUGCCUCCUCCAGCCGCACCGUCUCCCACUGCAGAAGAGCCUUUUCCCUCCUCCCGCCAUGACAUCACCUGCCCGCAGGUUCUCUGCUCGGAUAAAGGAUGUCCCCCUUUUGCCUCCCCAGCAACCGCUGCUCCUCCUGCCACCCACAUCUGCCUGGGCUCAGUCUCAUGCUGUGCCAGCAGCUGAAAUCGCUGCUGUCCCCGGUGAGCCACAGCACUCUCACCCAGCACCAGCUCCCGGUGGGAAAUCCUCGGAAGCAUUUCAACAGCAGAAAACCAUCGGGGCUUUGGAACGACCUGGUACGGGCUGCAGUGCAUCACACUGCCGACAGCGUCUGCGUCUGGGUGAGGCUUGGGCUCAGCCUGCCCCAGCGCUGAAGAUCACUGGGGCUGCUGCCCCCAUGGCAAGCAAUCGGCAGCUGGCUGCCGGUGACGUCGCUGGUGGCAUCUGCCCUGCUCCAUCCAGGCAAGUCACACUGGAGGAAGGGUUGAUGGAGAGGAUGGGGACAAGAGGUAGGGUGUGCUGGGAACUUAGCCUUGAGCUGAAGGGACCAGGCAGAGCAGGCAACAGGGCUUCCAGAAACAUGGCAUGAGGAAGGGUAGAGCAGCAUGCAUCCAGUACCCCUCACUUCCCCCUGUCCCCCCUUCCCUUUCCUGCAGCAUAACAUGGGAAAGGGGGAGCACAAGGUGCAGUCCACAGCGUGAGGGUGGUGGGUCCGGCACGGCAUUGACUACAUUUAGCUUCUCAAGACCGUACCGGAGCACUCAGCUCUGCCCCUGUAGCUCAGCACACAAACACAGGGCUCGGGAGCCCUGAUCGCCUGCUCGUGGCCCGGCAUAGCCUCCCUCCUUGGCCAGCACAGAGGCAACGCUGGGGAAAGCCCAGGGGAGCAGCAGAAGAGCUGUCUUCCUGCCAGAGCACCCGGAGUAGCCUCUGUGCCAGAGGCCAGGCUCUGUUCACAGGCUCUUGCUCCAGAGCCGAGCCGUGGGAACGCCGCGGUUUAGGUGGAGAAAGCAGCUGGGUCUUGCUCACCCUCCCCUUUCCCAUCCCACCCCAGCAUCCUUACACCAGCUCCAGCACCAGCAAACACGGAGCUUUUGCCUCACACUCCUAGCCACACAGAUGAGGAUAAGUAUUGCCCCUGAGAUGCCACCCACUGGAUUUGGGGUGCCACCAUGCUCGGCCACAUACCCCCCAGUCUGAGAGCACCAGCUCUGGGAGAAGUUUUCUUGUGGCUCCCCCAGGCCCCCGCAGCAAGUUUCUGCCCAGAGCAUCACACCUGUGAUGCUGUGCCACCCCACCAUCCCUUACAACCUCAGUUGUAAGGACUCAGUGCCAGACUUGAUGCCUGCUUCCUGGCACAGCUCUUUUGGACACUAGAUCCAGCACUGCAGACACAGCACAAGGCUCAGGGAGGACUUUCUAUGGGGUGUCGCCAGCAUUUAUUUGCUUUUAACUAUUUGCUGCUCCCCCGGGGAACACGUGUCUGCUCAGAGGCCCCACGUGGGCUCAGCUCUGAGCGGGCACCUGCCUGUCCUUCACCGCCUGUGCCAGGCUAUGCGGGCAGCUGCUCACCGAGCGCGUCUGCACCGGCUCCGUGAAGGGAAGCGAAGCCAAACGCGGCUCUGAGGCAGCGCAGGCAGCCCUGCUGAUGCUGCAGGAAUUCAAACACGAGCAGCAUGUCAUGCUACACUGAAAGAGCGGCUGGUGACGGCCAGACCUGGUGCAGCCAAAGCCCUCUGCCAGGAGCAGGCUUCAGUGUCACCGCUGCGGGGAUGCGUCAGUGUGGCUUUGGGUAUUUCAUACCUGGUGGGUGGUGAAGGAGUCAGCCGUGUGGAAAGCGAGAGAGGCAGUGGGAAGGGUGGCGCCUUGAGCUUCCUGACGUUCACACCCCUCAGCACGCACCUGCACCAGAGCCAGACCCACCGGCAGCCUGCUUUAACUUGGUCCUGACCGCGCAAGCCCUGCCACCAACACCUCUGACCAAUGGCAGGGGGAGAUGCCAGCUUCCAGCCACAUAUCCAUGGGAAUCCCCAGCAGGACUCCCCAGCAGGGAGUGUCUCGUCUCUGCUGGUUUAAUAUUCCAAGAGAUGGAAAGCCCAGCUUCCUAGUCAUGGGAAGGACCCAUGCCCAGCACUGCAUGUGCCCAUAUCAGCUUCGCCUUGGCAACCGUUCCCCACCCCCCACCCGCCGUGCCGUUCUGGCAGCUCAGAGCUGUGCUGGGCAGCUGUGCUGUGAAAUACUCCCUCCCCUGCCCCCUCUGCAUCCAGGGGCUCUCUUGGGCUGGGGUUAACGGGGCUGCAGGUGAGGAGUGAGUAGCAUGGGUGAGUUGUCACUCAUGUCCCAGUGGCCACCAAUGCUGGGAUGCUGCAAAGAAGGAGCAUGAGGUGGCUUUUGGGGGGCUGCUAGGACACCCCAUGGCCACCCUGCCACAGCUUCUCCCAGGAAAAAAGGGCAGGAGAGUAAAAAGCGCUGCCUCGGUGGAGUGAGCAGGGGAGGGAGCCACAGCCCUGCACUUGCAGUGAAACCAGUAAAAGAAAACCUGCUGGCUUAUUGCUGGCUAAUAAACAGCAGCACUGUUAGUGCUGUGCCUAACAAAGUUUUCCUGCCCAACCACUUGAUUUUAGUGGGAACUUGACCCAAUAUUGGAUCUGUUCUAAAAAGCCUCCCAGGGCUGCUGGCAGCAUUAAUAAGAAAUCUCUCCUGGUUAUUGCAGAGCAAAUAGGCUGAACCUGCAAGUGCUGGAGUGGCUCCAUUGCCACUUCACUGCAGACUGUCCCCGGGCAAGUGAGAUUAAUUACAGCUCCCGUCUGCCUGGCUGGAGCAGCAGGAGCAGAUUUAUCACAUAUCAGAGGUGAUGGGAAGCAGGCACUGGUGUGUCACACAGAGCUCCCCUGUAUGCUAGGAGCAUGCAUCUAGACCCUCCUUGGAGCAGAGGGGUGCUUGGCUGCAGGGCUGCGAGUGUGACCACCCUACCUCACCUGGGGCUGUCACCAGGGGCAUUUGCAGUGGAUCACUCUUGCAAGAGACUGCCAGGUCCAAAACCUGUGUGGCCCCCUCAAAGCUUGGGAGAAAACAGCUCCCCUUCUCCUCCCUGCCACUGGCUUCCCCCUACACAGCCAAGGAACCCCAGCAAAGCUGAGAGGCAGCUCCACAGCAUUCCUGGGCAUCCAUGGGACUGACCUGUGUGGAGGCACCCUUGCUGUUUCUGUUCCUUCCAUCCCUGGGGUGUGAAGCCUGGGGCUGUGGCUGGGCUGAGCAUCAUCCUGGGCAUGCUUCCAACUGUGCCCACCUCGGACCAAGCCUGGUUUGUUGAUGAUCAAUGCAUCCAAGUGCUUGAAAGCCAAGAGUCUGGAGGUGGAACCCUCUUGUUGCACCUGUACUGCUCUCCAUAUCAGCACCAAAGCUGCCUUGGACUUCUUCGAGAUAACAAACUCCUAAAGAACUGCACUGCACUCUGGAGGGCUUCUUGACUCUCCAUCAUGAUGGGAAGAGCUUUAUCUUUGUUGGAAACUCUAUGGAGAGUUCCCUUUCCUGCUGGACCUGCACAAAUGCAGGCAGCCUUGGGGGCAGUUGUGCAGCCUGUGCUCCCAGCUAGCUCCAGCCCCUGCAAUGAUUGCUCCUAGGCUCUGGAUCUGUGCCACUGCUCGAGAGCAGGACUUAAGUCUCACAUCUUGGGGGGGUUGUUUCAGCCCUUGCUGUGAAGAAGCUGAAUUCAAACUGCUCAGGGCAAGUCUCCAUCCUCUCUGCCAGGGUUGUUGUGGCUGCACUGCCUGUCCAGGGAUUCUCAAAGAGAGGAUUGCCAGCAAGGCGUGAGCAAAAAGCACAGCAGACCCUCAAACAAUCAUUCCAUUGCUAGAUCUGAAAUGACACUUGCUGGUCUCCAACCUAAGGACACCUCUGCCCUCUCUUGCCAUCCUCACAUCCACAUGUCUUCUGAUGGAUUUCCACCUGCUCCAGGACCUGGACUGCAAAAAGCCAGGGCAGGGUAACAGCCAGGCUCCAGCUGAGAUGUGGGAGAACCUGCCUCAAGCCAUUUCCUGACCAGGAGAUGAUGAGGGAUGCCAAGCCUGGACAACCCAACCAUCCCACCCUACACUGCAUGCCUGGGAGGAGGGGAUGGGUGAUUGUACAUAUGUGUAUAUAUUGGACACACCAGCAAAGGAGUUUAUUAUAUUGAUGCUGUGGAGACAUUCUGCCACCUUUGGUUUUGCUGUGGCUGCUGGUGCAAGUUUGACCCAGCCCCUCAAAGGUCCCUUGGCUUCUCCUUGCCCUCCUCGUGUGCCAUGGGGGCUGGUGGCACCGUGCAUGAGGCAGGAAGGACCACAGAGGCUGCUCCCACACUGACAGGCAGAAGCUUAAGCCUCUGUACUGAACACAAGAGCUCUCCCCUGCCAAGCCAGGGCUGUAGCAACAUGGGGAUCACGCCCCACCUGCAGCACUGCACCACGCUGCCCACCCUCUGUACAUACACCCUCUGUAUCUAUAGCUGUGCUCUGUGUAGCGUGCGUGGGUCUGGUGUGUGACACAUUGUGACUGGAACACCACCAGAGAGUGUUUCUCUGCUUUAUGUGUUGCUUUCCUCCCCAGCAAUUGUUUCUUGGUGUCUCAGCGUGAACUAAACCUUCCCGCAGCGAAGGCUCCCGACUGCCGCGGUCUGUGCCCCAGGGAAGGAGUCAUGGAUGGGGUGGGAGGGAAGUAAAAGAGUUUUCCUACA